CAUUAGCCAGGUGUGAUGGUGCAUGCCUAUAGUCCCAGCUACCUGAGAGGUUGAAGCAGGAGGAUCGCUUGACUCCAGGAAUUUGGGACUCCACUGUACUACAGCCAGGGUGACAGAGUGAGAUCCUGUCUCUUAAAAAACAAACAAAAAACCCAGCAGAAAAUAAUAAUUUGCAAAGAUUCUUCUCCAAUUUGGACAGAUUAAAAAGAAUUUUGGGAAACAGCAUGGGGAAAUGAUUUACCAGUACAUUGGUAAUGGGAGUAAAAUUUGCAUAAAAUUUUUGAGGAGGAAUUUAGCAGUGUGUACAAAAGCCUUGGGUGUAUGUUCUCUUUAACCUAAUACUUCUACUUUAUACAUUCAUAAAUGGUGACAUAAGCCAUCUGUGUCAGAUAGAAGACAUUUAUCAUUCUUUUUAGCUGCCCCAAAUCUGAACCUCCUUUCUCUAUUUGUGGUAUUCCCCCUAAUGAGUGAGUCUUAUCAGAUAUUUAUUUUGGUUGUCUAACUACCUCCUACCUAUCCCCAUAAAGUGUAAGUUCUAUAAAGAUAGGUAGUUUGUUCCCUAUUGUAUUCCCAGGGUCUAGAACUGGUUAUAGCUCAUGGUAGAUACUCAAUAAAAAGAACUUGAAAGCCAACUACUAACUUUUCCAGCCUCACUUGCAGCUAGGUUGUGAGCAAAUGGCUUGGCCUUAGUUAGAUGAAUCUGUGCUAGAUUUGAACUUGGUAAUAAAGAUGUAAAAACCAGGACCUGUAGAAGAUUCUUAUCCUGCAACAGGGUUUAGGAUGAUGAAGGUUCCUGGUGUAAAAGUCAGUGCCACAAGCUGAAGUGUGGUGGUCAGCAGUGACUUCAGACCUGUUCUACUCACACAGUUUACAUAAAUCCUAGCCUCCCUGAUGAUUCUGUGAUCAUAAUAUUCAUUUCUUAAAAUUUUGUUUACUGAAUUUUUAAAUUGAAAUAUAUGUAUUUUAUACAAAAGAAUGUAUCAAUGAAAUAAGGAUUGUUUAAAGGUAAGCAUCUGUUUACCCUCCAGAUUUAAGAAAUAGACUACAACCGGUACCUUAAAAGCUUCCUGUUUAUCCUUCAUCCCCACUCCCAUGGGUUACCACUAUCUUAAACUUAUUAUCACUCUUUUCUCUAUAAUUUUCCCAUACAUAUAUCACUAAAGAAUAUAUUAUUUGGUUUUGGUUUUGGUUUUGGAAUCAUAGCAAAUGUUUUCUUUUAUGACUUAAUUUUUUUAGUUUUUAAAUUCAUACAUUGCUUAUAUUCAGCUGCUGUGUACUUGUAUGGCUGCACCUAUUCUUAUAAUACUUGGUGUCCAUUAUGACUGGUCAGGGCCUAUGGUACCUGUUGUUAAAUACUUUGAAAAUCAUCCCUGGAUUGACUCAUUUUAUGUGUAUCCUGUAUAACAUUCUAUUAUGUGAAUUUACUGUGAUUUAUUUAUCCAUUCCAGUAUUGGUGACUAUUUGAAUGUUUCUAAUUUUUUGCUAUUAUAAGCAAUGCUGCAAUGAGCAUUCUUGUAACAUGCCUCCUAUUGUACAUCCAUAGGAUCAUGUACAUAGGGCAUAUACCAAAGAAUGAAAUGCUGAGUCACUUGUCUAUUGAAGACAAUGAAGUAUAUUUGCCUAAUGAUGAAAUUUGGACCUAUGAUAUUGAUAGUGGGUUAUGGAGAAUGCACCUAAUGGAAGGAGAACUCCCUACCUCCAUGUCAGGAAGCUGUGGUGCUUGCAUUAAUGGAAAGCUGUACAUUUUUGGAGGAUAUGAUGACAAAGGAUACAGCAAUCGACUUUAUUUUGUUAAUUUGCGAACAAGAGAUGGAACCUACAUUUGGGAAAAAAUCACCAACUUUGAAGGACCACCACCCACACCACGUGAUAAACUUUCCUGUUGGGUAUAUAAAGACAGAUUAAUAUAUUUUGGUGGUUAUGGGUGUAGGAGACACAAUGAACUCCAAGACUGUUUUGAUGUUCAUGAUGCGUCUUGGGAAGAGCAGAUAUUCUGGGGAUGGCAUAAUGAUGUCCAUGUAUUUGACACAAAGACACAGACUUGGUUUCAACCAGAAAUUAAAGGUGGAGUUCCACCACAGCCACGAGCCGCGCAUACAUGUGCAGUUCUUGGAAAUAAAGGUUAUAUCUUUGGCGGACGUGUUUUGCAAACUAGGAUGAAUGAUUUGCACUAUCUAAACUUAGAUACCUGGACUUGGUCUGGAAGGAUUCCUGUUAAUGGAGAAAGCCCCAAGCAUCGGUCAUGGCAUACUCUAACACCAAUAGCUGAUGAUAAGCUUUUCCUAUUUGGUGGACUAAGUGCAGAUAAUAUUCCAUUAAGUGAUGGUUGGAUUCAUAAUGUCAUGACAAAUUGUUGGAAACAGCUUACACAUUUACCUAAAACAAGACCUAGGUUAUGGCACACAGCCUGUUUGGGAAAAGAAAAUGAAAUAAUGGUAUUUGGUGGGAGCAAAGAUGAUUUACUUUCCUUGGAUACAGGUCACUGUAAUGAUUUAUUGAUCUUUCAAACACAGCCUUAUUCACUACUCAGGUCAUGUCUUGACUGUAUUGGUAAAAAUGCUAUUAUUUUAGAAAGUCAGAUAUCUUUAUUACCUCCUAAACUUCUGCAACAAGUUCUCAAAAAAAUAACAUUUUGGACUGCAGCUAAUCACCGAGAAGAACAAAGAGUCCAAAAAGAAGAAACAGAAAAUAAAUAUCAGUGGAUCAGUAGCAAUUAAAUUGUUAUAUACUCUAUAUAUUUAAUGUUUAACAUUUCAAUCAGACUAUACAUUUACACUCCCAAAUUGCAGACUUUAUUUAAAUGAUAAAAUUUGAAAUAAAAAUGUUCUGUCGAAGUGAUUAUAUGCUAUGGGAUAUAUGGAAAAAAGAUGUUAAUGCAGAUUAAUUUAUAUUUAUAUUUGUAAACAAAUUUUCUUAUAUGCUACAGAACAAAUAUUCUUUCUGAAAGUAAGUACAGUUAUAACAGAUUUUAACUCAAUGUGUACUCUUUACUGGAAAGAUUACACAAAUUUGAGAACAAGAAAUUACCCCCAAGGACUCAGAAAUCUUCAAACCAAAUACUACAUAUCAACUUUCAGAAAGAAUAAAUUUUCUCAAGUCAUUUUAAAGUUACCUAAGCUUCUCCUUAAAUAACUAAGUUAUUAAAUAACUUUUUUUUAAAUAACUAAUGUAUCUGGCCAAAAAUUAUAAAAUCGGCAAAUACUUGUAUGGUAUUAAAUAUUGAACUCCUCCCCUUUUAGCACUUAACUAGUAGAGUAUUCUUAAGCAUCAUUGUAACUUUUCCUCACUUUUAUUUGAGUAGGGAAUAAAUGUCUUCAAUUGUCUCUCCAUUACCUCUAAGUUAUUAGUUUGUCCAGUCUAUAUACAGAGAGAAAGACCAUAUUUUAAAAUGUAUACAGUGGAGGUUUAUUUGUCAUACAGGCUUUACAUAUUGAGAAGCACUAUAUUUAUUAACUUUCGAGACAUAUUAAAAUACAUUUUACCUUGGAAGAGUGCUUGUAAAGUAAUUUUUGUAAGUAAGGAAAUGGGAUGUCAAUCUAGUAAUUUGACUUUAUGGAAACGCUUCAUUUUGGCCCACAUCAUUCUACAGCAUUGAUGCUUAAGACACAAAGAUGUUGAAAAUCUAGUAUCUUCCCUUUUAUGUUUAGCAUUACUAUCUACACAGAAAUGGAACACUGUAUAUAUUCCUCAGAAUGGUACUUUUGCCAUAAUCAAGACAUUUUUCUUCAAAGUAUCAUAAUCAUGCCCUUUCAUUGAAUUAUUAAUUAUAAUUAAUUACUAAAAAGCUUGGUAUGUUAAAUUACUCUCCAUAAUAUCACCAUGCAAGUAAUCUCUGAAAAUUAAAAUGUUGGAAAAAGUAUAUUUCUAUAUUGAAAUAUAUAUAUAAUUUGUAAUGAAAAUUUAGUAGUUCAUAGUAUUUCAUUAAAAUUUAGAAAUAUAUUUCAUAUAUAUGUACUGUAUUUUGGAUGUGUAAAGCUUCUAUUUAUGUAUUGAAAUAUUUUUUUAUACUUUAUUUAUUGUAUAAAGUAUAUAGAAUUACUGUUUUCAUUUUUGUCAAUGUGAACCAGUCAUUAGAGUUCAUUGUG
Microcebus murinus (gray mouse lemur) is the source of this 4085-nucleotide messenger RNA. The record is from RefSeq and is a predicted model, not a curated record. NCBI's taxonomy places the organism in Eukaryota, Metazoa, Chordata, Mammalia, Primates, Cheirogaleidae.